Messenger RNA from Rhinichthys klamathensis goyatoka, 1227 nucleotides. It is a transcript of the gene oaz1b, whose product is annotated as ornithine decarboxylase antizyme 1b. Gene Ontology annotation, molecular function: ornithine decarboxylase inhibitor activity. Lineage: Eukaryota; Metazoa; Chordata; Actinopteri; Cypriniformes; Leuciscidae. Gene Ontology annotation, cellular component: cytoplasm; nucleus. The record is from RefSeq and is a predicted model, not a curated record. Gene Ontology annotation, biological process: positive regulation of protein catabolic process.
UCUCCUCCUCCGGGUCUUCACUUACUCGCUGACCGCAGAAGAGCGCACACAGGCCGGCGUGAACUCUCCCGAGGCCGGAUGGUAAAAUCCAACCUCCAGCGGAUCCUAAACAGUCAUUGCUUUGCCCGUGAGAAAGAAGGAAAGAAACAGUGUGAAAUCAGCAUCAUGGAGGCGCUCAGUAACAGUAUUAAUGACAUGAUGGGAAGUGUGUCCGUGUGCUGUAGUAGUUCCACUGGUCCAGGGCCUCUGUGGUGUUCCGAUGCCCCUCACCCACCUCUGAAGAUCCCAGGUGGGCGAGGGAACGGGGCACGGGAUCACACACCCGCAGCUCAGCAGCUGUACUCGGACAGGAAGUUGACUGUGACUGAAGAGCCGGCUGUGAGCGGGCGUCCCAGAAUCCUUCACUUCCAGAGCCGGCCCACCGUGUCCCGGAUCAUCCAAUGGGAGGCGGUGCUUCGGGGAGACGGCCUGUUCGUGGAGAUUCCCUGCGACGCCUUCCCUGAGGGCAGCAAGGAGAGCUUCAUCUCUCUGCUGGAGUUUGCUGAAGAGCAUCUGAAGGUUCUCAGUGUGUUCGUCUGCUUUUAUAAGAACCGGGACGACCGUGUGAAACUGGUGCGUACGUUCAGCUUCCUGGGCUUUGAGAUGGUGAAGCCGGGCCAGGCCUCAGUCCCCGCUCGACCCGACGUGCUCUUCAUGGCCUACAGCUUCGACAGGGACUCCUCGGAUGAAGACUAGCUUCUGCUGUUCAUCACACACUCCCUCUGCAGCCUGCGAACACACACACACACACACACACACACACACCGAACCUCCCUGCGUUCACAGGCUUCAGAGGGAACGAGUGAUCGCUCGUGAUGAUGAUGUCGUGUUUGCCCUCCUCAGUUUAACUUGUGCUUUUUGUUUAUACAUUUUCUGGAAUGUACACACACACAUACACACAAAAAAGGUCAUUUAUAGGUUUUUGGGUACGUUUUGAUUAUGAUUGGAUAUUAUUCACUUUUUUAGUAUGCUUAUGAAGUCUUGCUCUUCUGUGUGACGUGUAUGGAUAGUUUUAUUGUUUUGUUUUUUACCUCAGAAUGUCGUUUGUAGUUUUUCGACCGUCUGAGUCGGUGAACGUCGAUCUCUUUGAAUGUGGUGUGUGUGUGUGUUAACGCAACGACACGACUGGUACAAACCCCUGACGGAGACCCGGAUCGAACAUCCAAAGCUCUGUUGCCUCUCGCCGGC